Phyllostomus discolor (pale spear-nosed bat) is the source of this 3808-nucleotide messenger RNA. RefSeq names its product IDNK gluconokinase (gene IDNK). Lineage: Eukaryota; Metazoa; Chordata; Mammalia; Chiroptera; Phyllostomidae. The transcript has 5 exons. The coding region runs from base 83 to 640 and encodes 185 amino acids. Gene Ontology annotation, molecular function: gluconokinase activity. The record is from RefSeq and is a predicted model, not a curated record. Gene Ontology annotation, cellular component: cytoplasm.
CCUCUCGCCGCUCCGCCCUAGGUGGCUGGGAAGGCGGAGCGCCGGGGCCCCGGAAGCAGCGGGAAGGAGCUGGACAGGGGCCAUGGCGGCACCUGCCCCGAUACUGGUCAUGGGCGUGAGCGGCUCAGGAAAAUCAACCGUGGGCGCCCUGCUGGCAUCCGAGCUAGGAUGGAAAUUCUAUGAUGCAGAUGACUAUCACCCAGAAGAAAAUCGAAUAAAGAUGGGGAAAGGGAUUCCGCUGAACGACCAGGACAGGAUUCCAUGGCUGUGCAACUUGCAUGAAAUUUUACUAAGAGAUGUAGCCUCAGGACAGCAUGUAGUUCUAGCCUGUUCAGCACUGAAGAAAGUGUACAGAGACAUCUUAAUCCAAGGAAAAGAUGGUGCACUUGCGAAGCGUGAUAAGCCGGGGAAGGAAGGGAAGCUGGCUGAGGUGAAGCUCCUUGUGGUCCAUCUGAGCGGGUCAUUUGAGGUCAUCUCUGAACGCUUAUCCAAAAGAAAAGGACAUUUUAUGCCCCCUGAGUUACUGCAGUCCCAGUUCGAUACUCUGGAGCCUCCAUCAGCUCCAGAAAAAUUUAUCCAAGUCAGUGUGGACAAAAGUCUUUCAGAGAUCAUUGCUAUAAUUGUGAAAGCUCUACAAUGAAAUGUAAGUCACUGCACAGCAGUGGUCCAGAAUGGAAUUAGCCAUAAAUUUCUAACCUAAUCCAGACAUUCCAGCAUCCCUUUUGGUACUGUAUCCUAAACUCUAAUUCAGGUGAACAAACCAUGAUGUGUGGAGAUAUGCGUGUUUGGCUGUAAUUUUAGGGAUUUGUGAUACUCUGCCAUCACACUCUGGCACAUGAGAGUGAACUCUCAAAGUAAGCCUUCAAUUCAAAUUGAAAUUCAUGUGACCUAAUCAAGUGGUCAGAGGAUAUUACACGAUCAAUGCUGAAAUCAUUGCCUUACUUAGAACAUCCUUGAUCAUGAUGUAUUCCAACCAAUAAAUAAAAAUUGACCAUCCUUGGCAUCCCUCAGAAAUUGGUCUCUGGAGCAGAAAUGUGUAUGAAUUUGACCACUCCCCAGCAAGCCAUUUCAUAUCACAUACUUCCUAAUCCUCUGUCCUUGGGUCAUUUCAAGAGGAGUAAGCUAAAAGCACGCAUAGUUCAUGGAUAAAAGAACUGCAAAGAUGGGACUUGAGUGAAUGAGGCAUGGGAUGUGCUGACCCAGGCUUGCUCGUCUCCAUUUUACAGAGGCCUCUGUGGUGUCAGUCCACUUGCCCGCCUCCUAUACAAGCCGUCUGUCACAGACACCACGCCUGGAAGGAACACCAGAGCUGCUAUGGCGAAGACACAAGAGGAAACCUUCCAAUGAGCAACCACGUGCCAGUGGCAGCUCAGGAGGUUGGAGGUGUGGGUGUGUUGCUGGCAUGCAGCUUGCUGGGCACUGGCUAGGGAAGCUACAAUCUGGCCAGCAUGGGCUGGGCUUGAGCCCAUCCCCCCACAGGGCUCCAGGGAGAUGCUUCCUUAUCCCACGAUCCUAACCAGGGUCAUAGGACCAGGGUCAUAGGACCUAGCAACAGUACCGGGCUACUGCUCAGCUCUGGCCAGAAAAUGAGCUUUGGAACCAAUUAACUUCUUUCACAAAGGCACACAGUUUCUGUCCCAGGAACUGCAAGCACAACAGCCGCAUAGGGUGCCAGGGAUUGGCAGGGCCCAGCUGGGUGGAUGUAUCUUGCCUAAGAAACUAUGGAGCCCUGAUUUUCUUCUCUGGCCAACGUGGGGCACCUCCUGCCUGGCUUCAGUUUACAUCAACCCUCAUAUUUAGGGUGCAGUCGACAUGCUCCAGCUGGAUGAGAGUCACCCUCAGCCAUAGAGGAAGGGCUCAGUCCAUCCACUGUCCCCAGUGAGUCCACACUGGGUACUGUAUGGGCACCCAGGAGGGUUUGAGGACCUGCAACACAAAGCCCUGGCUCUCAGGUGGCUUAACCUUGUGGUGGAAAGAUAGGGCAUCUCAUGUUCUCGGGUACAGGCUGGAGUUCUAACGGAAGACAGCUCGUCACCCACAAAAAAGAAUUGGUUUUUAAAUACCCCACUGGACAUUCAUGUAGGGUCAAAUGAAAAAACCUGUUUAUAACUGUAGGAGCACAAAAUCUAACUCUUUUAUACAUAAAUAGAAAUCUUUUUUGCAGUUUUAAUAUUCCCUGAAGUUUCCAAGAAUGUAACAAAGGGACAAUUGUAUUCCAUUUUAUUUCUAACAAGAGUUGUUUAUCAUUUCAAAACAAAUCACACUGCAUCUGUCGUGAAUCCAACACACAAACACCCAGCUGCCCUGGAAUUCUUCAUCCAGUGACCCACCGAAGGGCACCAGCACUCACCUACUGCAACACGUUUGUCUAGUGCAGCCCCUGCACACCAAAGCCCGUUCACUUAUUACACAUUACCUUCCCUUUUUUUGUUUAGAGAUAAGGCAUCAUAUGUAGUAUUUGCUUGGGUGAACUUUAUUAAGGGGGACAUUAGAAAGUAUUAAUAGUUGUUUUUUUAAAAGGCAUUGAGUCUGGUGGGGUUGAGUACUACUAUUGCUUUGUUCCCAAGCUGGGAGGGAGGCCAGGGUGUGCAGAAGUUCUGCCCUCUGGUGGCCCAGAGGGGAUACAGCAAGUGCAAACUGCUCUCCAGGUCCUGAGAACCCCUCCAAGCAGCCAAGGGUCACAUCCCUGGGUCAAAGGCAGUGGAAUGCUGCUCCCCACCCAGCCCUGACCACACCCUUACCCAGCCUCUAUGAACUGGGAAGAAGGAGAAGGUGAGAACUAUUUGAAAUGGCUCAAAACAGAUGCCAGUGAAAGAUUUCCUCGACCCUUCAAACACCACCUACAACCCCUUCUAGCAGGACUUUCCAACUUGCCCCCCCCCACCCACUGCAGAAAGUUCAGGUUAAACAGUUCCCUCUCCUAUAAAGUGGGGACACCACUUGUCCCAUAAAGACUGUGAUAACUGAGAUAAUACCUGCAGAGUGCUGGAACUAAAACUUAACACACAAACUACCCAACGAACAUGAGCUCUUGCUAUAGUUGUCAUCCCCUGGAGCCUGAGGGAGCGUGGCCAUAGGACAAAAAACCCCACUCCUGUCAUUCUGACUGCGGGGGAGCUUAUGAACCCCUUGUGAGUUUGUCUGGAGUCUUCCUCCCGAAUCACUGCCAGGGUCUCCUUCCACCCCUCCCCAGCCCUUGACCAGGUCAAGUCAGAUGUUACAGCAGCAUUAUUCACAAUACGCAGAUGAUGUAGGUGUCCAUUAGCAGGUUAAGGAAUAAAGUGCAGUGCAUUCAUACAGUGGAAUAUCAUUCAGCUGUAAAAGGAGAGGAAGUACUGACACAUGCUACGACGUGGAUGAACCAGGAAACAGGCUAAGUGACGGAACCCACACAAAAAUGCCACACAACCCCAUUUAUAUGAAGCAUCCAGGAUAUAUAAAUCCAGAGUCAGAACGCAGACUAGAGGUUGCCAGGGGCUGGGCACAGAGGUAAGGAUGAUUGCUUAAGGGUUACAGGGUCUCUUCUCUGGGUGAUGACAAAGUUCUGGUUGAUGACAGUGGUUGCACAACACUGUGAAUGUACUUUAAAAUGCUUACAGUACUGAGUUCUGUUACAUCCACAUCAGCACAGUUUUUAGCAAACGAGAACCACAGGGCCAAGCCAAGCUUACUACCUACCGCACACUGGGACAGCAGGCUACAAUACAUGCCACCUUUUGGAGAGACUUUCCCAAGUGAAAGGGGCUCCAUCAAGCGUACCCAGUUCCUUCCACAAUAUUCAACAACCAGGUCGUCCCUGUUCCUCAGG